UAACGAGUUAAUUUAUAUUCCAGCGUCUGUGUUUGACAAUCAUAACUCAAUUUGUUUGUCCCUGGUACCGGAACAUGGCGUUCGUUUCUCGGUUACCGACGUUUGUGAUGUAAUAAAGACUCUACCACACGUAACAAAGGGAUUCUAGAUUGAACAAGUAAUUGUGACCGCAUUGUUAAUUUGUUCCAUAAUGGCUUUGAAUACAAUUAGAGGAUUUGACGCUUCGGCGUUCCAGAAGUUCAGAAUAUUAUUCGCUCUUUGCAUCUUAGCGGAUGCGGUAUGGUACAUCGCGUCGUUCGAAGUGAGGGCCGCUUAUUUCAAGCAAUCAGGGCUUCCAGUCAACAUGAUAUACCUUGUGGCCGUUGUUUACGCUUUCUUCGGAAUCAGAAUCUUGUUCAACUACAGCUUGGAGCUGACGUGCCUUGGUAUGAUUGGUAUUUUCUCUGUUCUUACAUUUCUUAUUCAUCAUGACGUCAGACACGGUGGGAUAGGUGCUUACCCAAGGCACAUCCACGGCGAGAUGAACUUCCUACAAGCCUUGCAUUACAUGGGGUUGAUAGGCGGGCUGUUAGUCUUGUUCGGAUCGGUGGAUAUGAAGGAAAGAGGGAAGAUUAUGCAUGGGUCAAAAUCUUAUGCGAUCGUCUUGGGCAGAGCGAUCACGGCAAUCCAGUUCAUCAUGCAUACUUUCUACUUUAAAAUAUUUCAAUACAAAUUACGUACGAAGCAGAUCACUCUAAUGGAUGGAAGCCCCACGUUCCAUAUCUUCGUGGUGGGAGCCGCGCAUAUAUUAGCUUCAUACUAUGCAUGGUUAUCAGAUAUACCCAAGCAACGUCGCAUCGCUUCUCUUGUGCUUAUGUUUAUAACAGCGGCUGUGGCAGUAACUGAGAACUCAUCUCUCGCUACAUCCCUUGGCGUGUAUCAUAUGCAGUUGGAAGGUCGUAUUCACCACUUUAUUAUCCAGGUCGGGAUUUGCACGACAUGUCUGUUGUUGUAUGCAACUGCUGGUAUGACGAGCAGACCAUAUGUAAAGGAAGAAUAAAAUAAACGAAAACAAUUUUGUGCUCGCUCUCUUGUUGCCUGCGUCAUAAUCAAAGUAUGUUUAAAGUACAGUUGACCAA
Messenger RNA from Ciona intestinalis (vase tunicate), 1118 nucleotides. NCBI's taxonomy places the organism in Eukaryota, Metazoa, Chordata, Ascidiacea, Phlebobranchia, Cionidae. The record is from RefSeq and is a predicted model, not a curated record.